CUCCGGCUCUUGCCGGGCGGCCCGGAGCUUCCCUCCUGCGUCGCCGGGAUGUUCCCACCCCCGCCCGCACCCCUUCCUAUCAGGAUCCAUCCGUCCCACGCCCCUUUCGGGGUGUGUUUCCCCAACCGCCCCCCACCCCUUAUUAUUAUCAUUAUUAUAUUUCCCCCUCUUCUUCUUCUUCUUCUUCUUUUAUUUCCCCCUGCGAGCAUCGGAGGGAAAAGCAGGCGGCCGCUCUUUUGUCUCCCGACCCCCGGAUGAGAGAGGCUGGGACCAGGCAGGGCACCGCUUUCUGCUCGACGCGGCCAGGUGGUCCUCGGGCUUGCUGGGAUCGACGCCCCUCCUCCUCUUCUCUUUCUUCCUCCUCUUCCUCCUCCAGCGGGCCGGAUCCCCGGAUCCUCGGCAGGCUGAGAGCAAAGUGUGACUUUCCACAAAGCGUCAUAUAUGCUGAAGCUCUUGGAUGUUAGAAGGCAUUAAAGGGAGAAACCUGCAUGACCUAAUGAUAUUUGGUGUAGUGAUUAAAGUGCUGGCCUAACAACCAGGAGACGCAUCCAUCUCUCCUGUGGCUGCCCAACCCAUAGCCCCGGUUUUUUUUGGGGGGGACGGAGGAAAGAUACAGGUGCAACACCCUUGUUCCUCAGGUUUAAUUCCACUCUUGCACACCGAGACAAGAAGCAGUGCAAUUGGUGCACCAGACUGCCUCGGAAUGGCCCACCUUGAACAAAAGCAGAUGCCAGAGAACCAUAAAAAUGCCACUGAAGUCACAAAGGAUAAGUUGAUGCCGACACGGCCUCAGCCAAUCAGAAGAUCCAAGCAAUGCUCUCCAAGUAUGGAUGGGAAGAAAUGCAGUGUAUGGAUGUUCUUGCCACUUGUCUUGACGUUGUUUACCUCAUCAGGCCUGUGGAUUGUAUAUUUUAUAGCGGUAGAGGACAACAAAAUCCGUCCACUAGAUACGCCAGACAGCAGCAAACCAACGUCUUUAAAGCCGCCAUAUAUAAGUAUUGCAGGUGAUGUCCCUCCUGCUAGCUGUGUAUUUAGCCAAGUCAUGAACAUGGCAGCAUUCCUAGCACUGGUCAUAGCUGUCCUCCGCUUCAUUCAGUUAAAGCCAAAGGUUUUGACACCAUGGCUCAAUAUCAGUGGCUUGGUGGCCUUUUGCUUGGCUUCUUUUGGAAUGACUCUUCUGGGCAACUUCCAGCUUUCCAAUGAUGAAGAAAUACACAACGUUGGCACCUUUUUGGCCUUUGGUUUCGGCACUAUGGCCUGCUGGAUUCAGUCCGCCCUAACCCUCAAAAUAAACUUGAAGAAUGAAGGUAGAAAAGCUGGAAUCCCACGCGUGGUUUUGUCAGCGGCAAUAACUCUGUGCCUAGUCCUUUAUUUCAUUUUGAUGAAUCAGUUUAAGUUGCACAUGCAGGCGUCACGGAUCCAGUGGGGAAUGGUGAUGUGCUUCCUGUGUUUCUUCGGCUCCUUCGCGGUGGAAUUCAGACACUACCGGUUCGAGAUCAUUUGCUCCGAGUACCAAGAGAAUUUCCUCAGCUUCUCCGAAACCCUCUCUGAAGCCUCCGAGUAUCAGACGGAUCAGGUGUAACCCAACUCCCAAACUGACCAGGCGGAUGAUGUUUGAUGUCAAAGGAUUGAACUCAACGGCCCCUUUCAUUUACCGUGAUUUAGUCUUUUUGUUUUUGCUAAUUUCUCUCUGCGAUCGCCCAAACUUUCUUCCGAAGAAUGAACCAGAUGCUUCUUUGCAUGGAUUCCAAAAUAUAUAUAUAUAUAUAUCUAAAUGUUUCCAACUGAAUCGCUUUCGGUUUGAGCACAAACACCCUGCGUCAAAAUUCUGUGGAGAUUCUCAGUCACCUGGAUCGUGGUUGUCCCAACUGGACUUUUGUUUUUCCUUGAAGACGCUUCGCUACUCAUCCAAGAAGCUUCUUCCGUUCUGACUUCAGUUCCUUUCAGUUCUUCACUCAGAACGGAAGAAGCUUCUUGGAUGAGUAGCGAAACGUCUUCAAAGUCUGGUUGCUUUUUGGAGGGGGGAAAAAAAACCCUCCACCUCUUUCAGGACAUUCUUGCCUGAAAUACAAGUGCAAAGCAUUUAAUUUCCUCCACGUUUUCCGGGCUCAAAGCAGAGCAUUGCUGGCGCAUUUCGCCCAAUGUUCAAAACAUUCCGAGUCUUGCUUAGGAUAAGUGGUUGCGCUUUUAGGACAGGGUGCUUAGCCUACCAAAUGGCUCAGUUUGAAACAUUUUGUUCACACUACCUCUUCGCCUUUUUUUUUUUUUUUUGCUUAAGGCAUUUUAUAACACGGUAUGAGAUGCUGGGUUUACGUUUUUCCCCCCAUAGUUCCUUUGUGACUGACUGAAAGAACUUACUAAUUUCGCAUUAUGUUAUGUUAUGCAAGAGGCAGCAGAGAACUAUGAACAAUUGCUAUCUGCAUACUGUACAGUAUAUGCGGUUGCACCUUGACUGUGAAAAAUGGAAAGGGAGGGUCAUGUUACCUGCAAGAAGACCAGGGUUACGCAGCAACCAUGGUCUGUGGACAUAUCACAGGGCAUCGACCGGGUGGUGGAGGUGUAUCCAGAUUUGCAAAACCCAAGUGUCAAGUUGCAAUGCAAGCUGCAUCUGAUUUUAUUAUGCACACACCAUACAGAAGACAGGCUAUGCGUGUGACAGGGUUAGGAGUGUGAUACCACAGUUAGUAUCUUGCAGAUCAUUGUGCGUGUAAGCUUUACUAAAACCUGUACAUUUGGCCAUGGAAUCUACAGUUCCCACGUCGAUUAUUGUGGAGGUUUGCAAACUGGUUUCCUGUCUUACUGACUUUAUGGCUUCAGUCGUUUGCUGAGGUGCAAUCUUAUUUUUCCCUCCCAUUUUUUUUUUGCAUUUUAGACUGUCCAAUUUUACUGCAGCUUGGUCCAUUCGAGUGAGCAGAUGGUGCUUGACCUCACAAAAACCAGGCCUUUGAUUGACUUCCCAUAUUCUGGUGCUUUUGCCCCCCCUUUAUACUGAAAAAAAGGUUCACUUCUCACUGACUCGGGGAACAAGAAGACAAAGAAACAGGGACAUUUUUAUGCGGCUUCCCUCUGGGGCCCGGUGAAUGGAUGAUGGUCUUGUUAGGAUUGGGAUAGGAUAGGAUUGUUUCUGAGCCUUUAAUAUUGGCAUAGAGGCAGGAAUCUCAAGGGCCUCUUCCUGCAAAAUCCUCUUUCCUAGGCGAUUUUUCCAAGUUGCAUAUGACUUUUCUUUUUCCCAUAUAAGGCCUGUACAUUUAACACAUCUUUUUUUUCCCAGAUAUUGGAAGAUGUUUCUAUGCUGGAAUUUUAAGACUAGAUACGCCAGUGUGAAGCUGUGGGGUAGAACUGUUACUUAAGGAGAAAAGUGUUAACGUGGCUUGAAGUGGCAACAAAAAAUAAAAUCAGCAGAGGUUGGAACGUUCAAGUAGAACAUUCAAUUGCCCUUUGUAAAGGGGCAAUUGAAAAGUUGCUAAUUUGCCAUAUGGAAUAAUCAAAUCACUACAGUUGAAGGUCUAGACUUUUGGGAUGAAAUUAUUUGCCACACAAUCCUUUCUACCUUUACAUCAGAGGAAGUCUCACAAAACAUAAAUGGGGGAGAGGGGGGGGGGCUUGAAACAUAAAUUGGAUUAAGUCCAAAACAUUAAAUUUCAAGAAUUGGGCCACAAUCUCGAUUGAGAUAGUGAAUGCUUGAAUUAGGAGUCAGAAAAUAUUUAACGGGGAGAGCAGUGAAUUGGGUGAAAAGCUUAAGUUUAAUAAUUAGAAAUAGGAGACCUGUCAAAGUGGUAAUGGUUUUCUACAGUAGGACAUAAAACGCACACAGAAUUGUAAAAUACACAAGUGUUUCUAUAGUAGACGGGUUUACAAGAGUGGCUGUAAGGAAGGUGUAGAUAGCUAAAUGCUGUUCAGAUGUUUUGGAAUUCGUUUUCCCAUCAGCUCUGGACAGGAUGGCCAAGGGCAAGAGAUUAUAUUACAAACAUCUGGUGGGUUAACAGGUUGCUUACCCCAGCUGUAGAGGAAUCCAAACCAGCUGUGCGUCUGCAGUUACGAAAAGGUUGAAAAUAUAAGAAAUCCACCAACAAGCAGCUAAAUGGGUUUCUGUUAGAAUGUGUUUUACUGUAAAUAGUUCAUUGUGAAUUUUUUAAAAAAUGUUUUAUGUUGUAUCAUUUAUAUUUUGCAUUUUUUUUUCCUGAAAGGGAGGAAAAAAAUUGUUUUGUGAACAUUUCCUCUCUCUCCAUUGAAUAUGCAACCGAACUCUUUUUCACGAUAAGAGUGUAAAUACCUUUUAAGUAUUUCUUACGGCACAUUUUUCAAUAUGGUUGAGCAAAGACUUCAUAACUGCAUACUGACACGUGACCACUCAAUAAAUUUCUUUUAUGGAAA
Messenger RNA from Thamnophis elegans (Western terrestrial garter snake), 4374 nucleotides. RefSeq names its product transmembrane protein 150C-like. The transcript has 11 exons. The record is from RefSeq and is a predicted model, not a curated record. NCBI's taxonomy places the organism in Eukaryota, Metazoa, Chordata, Lepidosauria, Squamata, Natricidae. Bases 704 to 1582 code for a protein of 292 amino acids.